Molecule: messenger RNA, 2062 nt
Organism: Paramecium sonneborni
Lineage: Eukaryota; Ciliophora; Oligohymenophorea; Peniculida; Parameciidae
Source: the annotation of a GenBank genome assembly
AUGACCUUAAUAUCGAAAUUCUUUAUUCUUCCUCCUCAUUCAAAAAUAUAGGUGAAAUUGGAUUUUUGGAAGUACAAUUAUUCAAUAAUAUAAUAGGAUUUCGAAUUGGGCAAAUAAUGAAACAAUUUAUAUAUAUUUGGAUAGUCAUAAAGCUAUUGAAUAACAAGUAGGUUUACUACCAACAGGAUUAAAUAUUUGUGGAGGAAACGAUUAUAUUUUAUCUAUAGAUGAAUCAUUUUCUCAUAAUUUUGAAAACUUAUAAAUAAUAAUUGCAGCAAAUAUUGCAAUAUAGGGAACAAUAUAGGUAUAUAUUGUAAUAAAUGAAGGGUUUUUGGGGAAUUAAGAAUUUCAGACUUUUCAUACAAACCUGUCCUGCUGGCUGUUUAAUAUGUUAAGAAGGUGAUUAAAGAUUUGAUUGUCUAAAAUGGACAUUAUAUACAUCUUCUUUGACAGAAACUAAUAUUGAACUAUUUAAUUAUGAAGGUUGGAUCGUUUAAAAUGGACAGUAAUAAAAAACAUCAAAUUGUUAAAGUAAAUAAAAAUAUCAUAUUCUAAUAUUAGUGCUUCCUAUGCUUUGUGGACCAACUCUUUGUGGAAUGAAUACUAUUAUUAAAUAUGAUUAUAUUCUUCCUCCUCAUUUUAAAUUAAGAAUUAGAUUUCGUUAAUACUUUAUUGAUAGUUGGGACUUAGAGCAUGCUUAUGUAAUAGUUAAUGAUUAAAUAAUCAUUGAUAAAUCAUUCUAAUUCUAAUCAAGUUUAAGAAAUUACAGUCUUUGUGGAUAAAGCAGAUUUAAUGAUCUUUCUGAUACCUUAGACUUUGAAGUGAGUCAUACAUAGGAAUUAAUUACAUUUCAAUUAACUAAUAGUUUAGAUUAACUUUUUGAUGAUGAAUCUUUUGGAAUUAGAGAUUUUAGAAUUUAUUUAUGUAAAUUACUUAAAAAUAAUUUAGAUUGUCAAUUUGGUUAAUUUCCAAGUUAAUAAUGUUCUUAGUUUUGUGGAGACAAUAUUGUGUAAGAAACUGAAGAAUGUGAUGAUGGUAACUCAAUACCUUUUGAUGGUUGUCAUAAUUGUUAAUAUAAUUGUGUAUAAGGUUGUUCUAAUUGUAUUAAGGGAAUAUGUUUAAACUGUUAUGAAGAAUGGGAUUAUGAAUUAAUAUCAUAAUAAUGCAAAUGGAUAGGUGUACAAUCAUAAUAAAAUUAAAACUAUUCAUGCUACAAUAAUGGAAAUUGUAUAAAUUAAUAAGAAGAAUAACAACAAUUAUAUUAUUAAGUAUGUUCCUUAAAUUGUAAAUUAUGUUAUUAAGAUAUUUGUUUGGAGUGUUAAGUAGGUUAUAAUUUAUUGGGUGGAUAAUGUUAAGAAAUAUGUGGUUUAUCAGCAAUUUCUAUGUUUAUAUAUCCAAAUUGUUAAUGCGAUUAAAAUUGUUUAUUAUGUAAUUUUGGAAUGUGUCAAUAAUGUAUAGAUACAUAUACAUUGUUUGAUGAUAAAUGUUUAGUAAUAUGUGGAGAUGGAUUAGUUACAAAUGGAAUAGAGGAAUGUGAUGAUAAAAAUGAAAUUCCUUAUGAUGGAUGUUUUUAGUGUAUUUACUAAUGUUCUGAAUAGUGUAGUAUUUGUGAAUAAGGAGUUUGUAAAGAUAUUUGUAAAAAUGGUAUGCCUAAAAUUGAUGGUUAAUGCUAAUCAUUUUGUGGUAAUUAGAUUAUUGAAGAAAAUGAAUAAUGUGAUGAUAACAAUUCUAUUCAAUAUGAUGGUUGUUAUUUAUGUUAAUUUUCAUGUCCUUUGUAUUGUUCUAAUUGUGAUGAAGGAAAAUGUUAUGAAUGUAAUUAAAAUUAUCAUUAUGAUUAAUCCUCAUUAUCUUGUUAUUCUAUAUGCGGUGAUGGCAUUUUAACAUCUGAAACUGAAUAAUGUGAUGAUAAUAAUAUUUUCUCAGGGGAUGGAUGCUCAAGUACAUGCUAAGUAGAAUAAGAUUGGAUAUGCAUUUAUCAUGAAGAUUGUAUUUACUAAAAAUAUCCAGAAUUACAGAUUAAUUAUUUAUUCUAAAAAAAUUAAUACCAAUAUGUAUAAAUUGA